AUGUCGCAAUCCAACAUGAUGAAGCUUUACCUUCUACUUUCUCUUGCGCCACUCAUUGUUCAUGGAUUUGCGCCGCCACAAUCGCAAUCCAUCAUCAGAACUAGGGCAUCAAUUCCAAGGAAGAAUCAAAUACAAGUACUGCGACGACCUCGACAAGGAAACUCUAUUCCAUCAUCUUCAAUACUUCAGGCUGCGGCUGACGAUCCAUCAUCCGUACCACCUCCACCAAAGGCUGCGCCUCCCAAUACUUCCAGUGGUGGCACUACCGCUGGUCCUACAAAUGUUGAUGUGCUUCAGCAAGCUGAACAGGCAAGGGAACAAAUCCAAGUGCAACUAAAAGAGGCGGAAAAUCGACGCAUCCAAUUGGAAAAGGAAAUUCAAAGCAAUGCCGCAACCGGAAAACAAAACUUGGAAUCCAAUCUGAGACAAAGCGAGAAGGAAAUUCAAGAGCUCCAACAACUUCAGAAAUUAGCAAAAGAUAAGUUCAACAUUGGAAACAUUCAAUUUCCUACUCUCGAGACGCUUGCCGAAUCCGUAAAACAAGUUCCCACACGAACAUGGCUGGGAACCGCAGUAGGAGCUUCCGUUGGAGGGCUGGCUCUGGGUCGAAUCAACCUACAAAAGAGGAGAAAACUAAAGGAGGAACAGGAAUAUGAACAGCGCUUGGCAGAGGCAGAAACUGCUCGAAAUCAAAAGAUUGCGCAAGCCAAUUCCAAUCGUGACCGCUUUCUAGCUGCCGGAAGCACUCUUGUAGUUGGGACUGCAGUGACGGCAUUGGCUCAAUUCUCUCAAAAGGACUCUGUUCCUGCAAACAACAACAAGAGGGUGGAACAAUCGACAGUGAACAACAACGACAAAAGACCAGAUGCAUCAUCCGCAUUGCCUUCCAAUGGUCCUUCUCCCGACUUGCCCUAUUUGGAACAACGAAUCCAAAAGGCAGAAGAUCAAGUGAAGAAUAGCCAACAAGCCUUACGGAAUGAUGCCAAUAGACGAAAGGAGCUUCAGCUACAAAUGGCGCAAGAGGAGAGCUUCAAAAGGGAUCUGACGCAACAAUUGGAACAAACCGAACAGUCCAUUCGUCAGGCCAAUUUGGCCAAGGAACGCUUUGAGAUGGAGAGCCAGCUCAAUGCCCGCAAGGCGGCAGCUGAUAUCAGUGCGAUUCAGAGUCCGCAGAGUAGUCCCAGCGAAAAGGUGGCCGCCCAAGAGCAAGCCAAGAAGGAAGUGCAAAUGGCAGAGGCUCAAAGACUCGCUGCGUUUGCCGAAACUCAACGGAUUGGCGAAAUGGAACGAAAGCUAGACGAAGAAGUCAAGGCGCGAAUGGAACUACUGCAAAAGUUACAAUCGACCGAAGCUUCGUUGAAGCAAGCCAAUGAUAGAGCACAGCUAGCUGCAUUGGAAGCGCAAAUGGCGAAAGAGACCAAGGAACAAGCGUUGGCAGAGUCAAAGGCCACAACAGAGAAGGCUUUGGCAGAGAAACAAAUGCUCGAGCAGCAAGCUGCAGCUGAAAAGCAAAAGGCCCAGCUAGCUGCUUUGGAAACCCAAAAGAUAAUCGAAAGCAAUGAAAGGGCAAUGGCAGAAGUCUUGGCCGCCGAACAAAUGGCGGCUGAAGCAAAGGCGGAGGUUGAAGAGAAGGCUAGGAUUGCGAUGCACCAAUUGCAGCAAGCGAAAUCAAAACAACCAGGUGCCAACACCUUCAUGUCUUCCAUUAAAGAUUCUUCUUUGAAUUCCAUACCUGAAUUUGUAGACACCAAGGGUCUAUCCAACAUGUUGCAACAGGGUGCUGACGCUUUCCAAGCAAAGCGAGAUGAGACGAGCCUUGUCACCAGAGCUGCUGUCGAUGAGCUAUUGGCAAUUACAAAGGCCAACACAAAUGUCAACUUCAAUGCCUUUCGAUCAAGCCCGAUUGGAAAGUCUCUUGCAACUUCAUUUGGAGACGAAAACGUGCCAACUGUUGUAGCAGCCAUCCUUGGCUCUGGAGUGGCAGCCACUGGUUUGAUCGCCUCUGGCAUUCAGAAUUCAAAGAAGAACGGACCGAAUGCUGCAGCGCAAACCGAAGAAUCGAAUGCUUUGCAACCAUACAACCCAACAUCUCCGCCAGCGACAUCUGGACAGAAUUCCUUUUUCACUUCAAAGGAACCAAGAACUGAUGUGACAGGGCGGACGUCUUUCUUGAACAAGAAAGAUGCGGCCCCAAACCAACCUUCUUUUUUUACUUCGAAGGAGCCAAGAACCGACAUGACCAAAUCAAAGCAAACCAAUUUCUUCACCAACAAGGAUUCAUACAAGAAAACGCCACCGGGGUUUCUCUCGGCUCUUGGCGGAAUGUCGUCAAAAGGGAAAGGACCGCAAAUGGCAUCAGCCGGCAAAGACAAUUUGAAAGACGGAAAAUCCUCGAAAAGUUUCACUGCUGCGUCGCCUAGAGGAACCCCGAAUUUUGGUUCAGCCACUGCUGGUGUUGUACCCAUCUCCACGACGACAAGCGCACCCAGCGCUCCCAAUUUCGGGGCACGAAACGGGCUUUCAGCCCCGAGCUUUGGAUCACCAAAGGGCGUUAGUUCCAUGCCACCAGGAGGAUUCAAAGGAUCCAGUAGCGGGUUCGCGAAUGGACAGAAAGCCUCUAGUUUUGCAUCCAACAGCCCAAGUUUUACAGCACCUAAGACUUCUACAAGUUUUGGAGGAUCGAAUGGUUCCACCGCUCCGAAUGGACCUGCUUCUCCGGAGCCUGGGCUUUCGAGCAAGCGAGGUAUGGCGAAAGGACCAAGCUCAAAUUUCGGAGCGCCCAAAGGAUCAACAGCGUCGGCUGCUUCACCAGCAACAAUGGAGUCAAAGGGCCAGGACAAUGUUGCUGGAUUUGGGGAUAGGAAUGGAGUUUCAGUGGGAACAUUGAAUAGUUCGCCAAAGGGCUUGCGAGCUGCAUCUUCGCCUUCGAGCGAUUCGGUCGGGGCGUCAAAGGGAUUCAGUCCGUAUGGAAGCAAGGGAGCAUCACAAGCUAAUGCCAGCUCGACAAAAGGAUCGACCCAAUCAUCCUUCAACCCUUCAAAUUCACCAUUUGGAAACAGCAACACCGCCUCAUCCGCUGGUGUUGGUUCUUCAAGCACCAAAGUCCUAUCAUCAUCAAAAGGUUUCAGCCCAAGUAGCUCUUCCUCUGGCACAACGCAAUCCAAUCAAUCAUUCAACCCUUCGAAUUCACCAUUUGGUAAAAGCAACGUCGCGUCAUCUGUUGGUGAUGGUUCGUCGCGCAUCACGGACCCGUCUUCCGCGAAGGGAUCCAGCACACCAGGUACCCCUUCCUUUGGUGCAGCACAGGCCAAUCAAUCACACAGCCCUUCAAAUUCGCCAUUCGGUAACCACAGCAAAGUUGCAUCUUCUGCUGGUGUUACUUCGAGCACCACGGCCCCACCGUUAGCGAAUGGUUUCAGCACAAGAAAAACUUCCUCUGGGACAGCUCAAUCUAACAACCCUUCGAAUUCUCCAUUUAGAAACAGCAACGGGGUAUCAAAACCAAGUGAAAGCUCGACCAUGGAAUCAAACAAAUCAUCAUUCAAUCCUUCAAAUUCUCCAUUUGGUAACAGCAACGUGGCAUCAUCUGGCGGUAUCGGUUCUUCGAGCACCACGGUCGCGCCCUUUGCGAAUGAUUUCAGCACAAACAACCCUUCCUCUGGGACAGCUCAAUCUAUUCAAUCAAACAACGCUUCGAAUUCGCCAUUUAGAAGCAGCAAAGGGGUCUCAAAACCGAGUGAAAGGUCGAACAUGGAAUCAAACAAAUCAUCAUUUAACCCUUCAAAUUCGCCAUUCGGUAACAGCAACGCCGCAUCAUCGUCUUCGAGCACAGCAACGCCGCUCUCCCCUAUGGGUGGUUACAGCCCAAGCAACCCUUCCUCUGGUGCAGCGGAGUCCAACUCAUUCAAUCAUUCAGCUCCGCCAUUUGGAAAUAGCAACGGUGCCACAGCCACAACAUCCAACGGUGGUUCGUCGAAGCGAGCAGAACGUGCCCCGAAAGGGUAUGGUGUAGCAUCAGCCUCCAAGGGGUACGAUCCAAACAAACCCUCAGCCGGAACACCACAGUCAAGUCAAUCGUCAUUGAACCCUUCAAAUUCGCCAUUUGGGAACAAUAUUGGUGCGCCAACAACCGGUGGUGCUAUCUCUGGCAAAGGUGGCCCCGGACUUUCAGCAGGAUACAAUCCAAGCAAUCCAUCCUUUGAUUCAGCACAAUCUACUAGAGUACCCCAAGGAUCUUCAAUUCCGCCUACAGGGGUGCCAAACCAGGGUAUGAAUCAAAGGGCAACUAAUGCGGUUGCUGGUAGAUGGGAGCCAAGUCCAUCUAGCGGCCCAAAUCUGGCUUCUAUCGCCCAGGCAUCUUCGCCAAAUCCCGACUCUAGAUUGAGUGAUACCUCUGGCGAUGAGCAGGAAUGGCGCGAGUCCAAGCCAAAUCAGGGCGAUUGGUGGAACGUUGAAAAACGCGACUACUUCACGACCUUGGGCCGUCGCGAGACGAAGUCUUUCCAAGGGAGAAAUCUUUACCCGAAUACUUCGAAUACAGGGGCAUCAUCAUACUCCCCAUUCGGAAACUCCAACCAGCAGAGUCGGACACAGUCGUCUAUACAACCUUACUCACCUCCCCCUAACCAAGGUACAAGCAUGGACACCAAUCAAGAGGAGCAAUUAUGGAGACAAACUGCGUCACCUGGUAGCCAAUGGUUUGAAACAGAGCGAAUAGACCACUACACGGAUCGAGGAGUCCGAGUCACGAGAUCCUUCACUCCAAACGGAGUGACUACUUCGCCGUUAUCCAGCUAUUCGCCAUUUGGUCAACAGAACUCUCAGACAACGGCACCGAUUGCGCCAGCCUCUGGCACUAGCAGCGGUAUUACUCCCCAAGACAGGAAUUCAAACAACAGCUACAAUUCAUAUCAGGAGAGGAGAAGAAACCCGACUUUGGACGCAAGUCAAUCGGAACAACAAUGGCGCGAGUCGUCAGCAACUCCAGGGGGACAAUGGUUUGAACAGGAAAAAUUAGAUUUUUACACGAGUCGGGGAACCAGAGCGACUCGGUCAUUCAACGGUGGUGGGACCAGGGAAGAUGUGAAUCCAAACAAUAACGCCAAUGGGAAUUCAUGGCAGUAG
Messenger RNA from Cylindrotheca closterium, 5124 nucleotides. The record is from the annotation of a GenBank genome assembly. NCBI's taxonomy places the organism in Eukaryota, Bacillariophyta, Bacillariophyceae, Bacillariales, Bacillariaceae.